Molecule: messenger RNA, 3558 nt
Organism: Hemicordylus capensis (graceful crag lizard)
Lineage: Eukaryota; Metazoa; Chordata; Lepidosauria; Squamata; Cordylidae
Product: cadherin-7
Exons: 12
Coding region: 366-2723 (785 amino acids)
Biological process (GO): homophilic cell-cell adhesion; calcium-dependent cell-cell adhesion; cell-cell junction assembly
Cellular component (GO): adherens junction; plasma membrane; catenin complex
Molecular function (GO): calcium ion binding; cadherin binding
Source: RefSeq, a predicted model, not a curated record
UUCUAUAGCGGAGCCCGGGCACAUGGUCGAGAACGGGCGGCAAGGACUUCGCCGCUGCAGCCCCAGCCAUUUGGAUUAAAGGCUCCUGGCAGCGGCUGAACAGCAAGAGGGAGACGGAGAGGUGGUGGAAUAAAAUGCAUUUUUAACACAUCAGGUACCUAUUAUGCCAUUUCUCUUGUGAAAGCUGUUCGGCAGUGGAGACCUUUUUUAAUUGAACACUCCACAAAUUAUUAUCUCUGGACUCCCAGCUGACACCCUGCUGGAGGCGGCAGCUACUAAGCCAACUGGAACUGUGCCACUCUCUUGUCAAGGGUUUUUAUUUAUUUAUUUCCUUACACAGGAAGAAGAAGAACAAAACAAAAAAAAUGAAGUUGGGCAAAGUGGAGUUCUGCCAUUUUUUGCAGAUCAUAGCUCUUUUUCUCUGUCUUUCUGGGAUGAGUCAAACAGAGCUCUCAAGAUCCAGGUCAAAGCCCUACUUCCAAUCUGGGAGGUCACGGACCAAGCGCAGCUGGGUGUGGAAUCAGUUCUUUGUACUGGAAGAAUACAUGGGAACCGAUCCUCUCUAUGUAGGAAAGCUUCACUCUGAUGUUGAUAAAGGAGAUGGCUCCAUCAAAUACAUCUUGUCAGGAGAAGGGGCAAGUUCCAUUUUCAUUAUUGAUGAGAACACGGGAGAUAUUCAUGCUACAAAGAGACUUGAUCGCGAGGAGCAGGCCUACUACACCCUCCGUGCACAAGCGCUGGAUAGGCUGACAAAUAAACCUGUGGAGCCUGAGUCGGAAUUUGUCAUUAAGAUUCAGGACAUCAAUGACAAUGAACCCAAAUUUCUGGAUGGUCCUUACACAGCUGGAGUACCUGAAAUGUCUCCUGUGGGAACCUCAGUGGUACAAGUAACAGCUACUGAUGCAGAUGACCCUACAUACGGCAACAGCGCCAGAGUGGUCUACAGUAUUCUACAAGGACAGCCUUAUUUUUCUGUGGAGCCAAAAACAGGUAUUAUCAAAACUGCCCUUCCCAAUAUGGACAGAGAAGCAAAAGACCAAUAUCUACUUGUCAUUCAAGCAAAGGAUAUGGUUGGUCAAAAUGGCGGACUGUCCGGGACCACCUCUGUCACCGUCACCCUUACAGAUGUCAAUGACAACCCUCCUCGCUUUCCUCGUAGGUCAUAUCAAUAUAAUGUCCCAGAAUCGCUCCCUGUGGCUUCAGUGGUGGCUAGAUUAAAGGCUGUGGAUGCUGAUGUGGGAUCUAAUGCUGAAAUGGAAUAUAAGAUUGUGGAUGGUGAUGGAUUGGGAGUUUUCAAAAUUUUAGUGGACAAAGAGACACAAGAAGGAAUCAUUACGAUACAGAAGGAUCUGGAUUAUGAAGCCAAGGCCAGCUAUACCUUGAGGAUAGAAGCAGCAAAUAAGCAAGUUGAUCCUCGCUUUCUAAGCCUUGGGCCAUUUAGCGAUAUGACAACAGUGAAAAUCAUUGUGGAGGAUGUAGAUGAGCCACCAGUAUUUACCUCACGUUUGUAUUCCAUGGUGGUCUCUGAAGCUGCCAAAGUGGGCACUAUAAUUGGAACUGUAGCAGCCCAUGACCCAGAUGCCUCUAACAGUCCUGUCAGGUACUCAAUAGAUCGAAACACAGACCUGGAGAGAUAUUUCAAUAUUGAUGCCAACAGUGGGGUCAUUACCACAGCGAAGCCUUUGGAUAGAGAAACAAAUGCUGUUCAUAACAUCACUGUCUUGGCUAUGGAGAGCCAAAACCCAUCACAAAUCGGAAGAGGAUAUGCUGCCAUCACUAUCCUUGACAUCAAUGACAAUGCUCCUGAGUUUGCCAUGGACUAUGAAACUACUGUCUGUGAAAAUGCAGAAUCUGGCCAGGUGAUUCAGAGAAUUAGUGCUGUUGACAAAGAUGACCCGCCUAGUGGUCAUCAGUUUUCCUUCAGUUUAGCAGGAGAGGCAGCAAAUAACCACAACUUCACAUUGCAAGACAAUAAAGACAACACAGCAUCCAUACUAACCAGAAGGAAUGGAUUUCGGAGGCAGGAGCAGUCAGUUUACUAUUUGCCAGUGUUCAUUGUCGAUAGUGGCUCUCCUUCGCUAAGCAGCACCAACACCCUCACUAUCCGAGUGUGUGACUGUGAUGUAGAUGGCAUCGCCCAGACAUGUAAUGCAGAGGCCUACAUCUUGCCAGCAGGACUUAGCACUGGAGCAUUGAUAGCGAUACUGGCUUGCGUCCUGACACUGCUAGUGCUUGUUCUGCUGAUUGUUACAAUGAGACGACGAAAAAAAGAGCCCCUUGUUUUUGAUGAAGAGAGAGACAUCAGGGAAAAUAUAGUCAGAUAUGAUGAUGAAGGAGGUGGAGAAGAAGACACUGAAGCAUUUGACAUGGCUGCCUUGAGGAACCUCAACAUCAUUCGAGACACCAAGACCAGAAGGGAUGUGACUCCAGAGAUCCAGUUCUUGAGUAGACCAUCAUUUAAAAGCAUCCCGGAUAACGUCAUUUUUCGGGAAUUUAUUUGGGAAAGACUAAAGGAGGCUGAUGUGGAUCCCUGUGCUCCACCUUAUGAUUCCCUGCAGACAUAUGCAUUUGAGGGAAAUGGUUCUGUGGCUGAGUCACUCAGCUCUUUAGAUUCUAUCAGCUCAAACUCUGAUCAGAAUUAUGAUUACCUCAGUGACUGGGGGCCUCGUUUUAAACGGCUUGCAGACAUGUAUGGAACUGGACCAGAAAAUUUCUAUUCAUAGCCUUUGAACCUUUCUAUGACAAUGCACUAAAGUAAAGGAAAAUAAAAACUCAAUAUCUGGACUAAGGAAAAUCUGUAAAUAUAUCUCCAUUUUUAACCUUUUGGGUUUUUGCCUUGGUGAAGCAUAUCUUCAUUAGAACUUUGUCCUAGGGACUGCACUGAACAUACAGAUUCUGAGCAUCCAGUGGCAUUUUUGGUAACAUUCGGAUGCUUGGCCAUGUGCAAAUAGAUAGCAACCCUCAUAUACCUGCAGAGGCAACUGACCUCUAAGAGUAAGUUGUGCACUGUGACCUCAAUGAGCCAAUGAUACCCUGUAGAUGCCUUCACAGUACUGCCAGGUCUAGACUGCAGAGUCUCUGCUUAGUGGAGAGAAGGGAGAGAUGGGGGGGGGGGCAAUCAUUAACCACUUACAAUAGUAUUACAAUAUAUUGUAUACUACUGAUGCAAAGUUCAGUCUUUUAUUUACAGUGUUGCAUGCAAAUUGCUGGCUCAAACAAAAAAAAAAUCCAACACAAUGACUUUUUUCAAUGGUGGUUUUAAAAGCUAUUUAGUCCAAAAGCCUUUGUACAUAUCUGGAUAAUUCUGAAAAUAGAUUGCAAUUCCUAUUAUGAAAAUCUGCAACAUAUGCCAUUGCCUUAUCAAAAUUGUUUCGAGGAUAUGUCAAUCAGAUAACUGGAAAGUGAUUCUCGCAGUUUUGUGAUGCCUAUGUAGGUAUGGGGAGAACGUUGCUGUCUAUUUAUUGGUUUAUUAAUUAUUAUUAUCUCUUCUGAUUAGUACAGGAGAAAUUAUCCUUUCUUCACUUUUUUUUUAAUUUCUAAAUAAAAUGUUGACAUGUA